AUGAAAGUACUGGAUCCUCCGUCCGUUGCUAUCGUCAGCCAAGAAAAACUCGUUGAAUGGUUUCGAAAAACCGUUUCUACUCAGAUUCAUUCCGUUAAAGAUUUAGCGAGUGGCUAUGAAUUUUGCAAAUGUAUGUUUAUGCUUUUCCCAACUGCGCUCAAUUUAAGCAAAAUUAAAUCACAAAACCUAACCAUGUAUGAUCGACACAUGAACUACAAACAACUCCAAGCGGCCUUUACAUAUAUCAACCUGAAUAAAGAAAUACCGAUACAGAAGUUAAUGGAAGGUAACCUAGCAGAGAACUAUCAUUUUGGACUUUGGUUUAAAGCUUUUUAUGAAAUUAACUGUCCUCUACAGACACCUAAAGAAGAUCUAGUGACUGAGUGUCGAAAAAUUAAGGGUGUAGGUUGUGGUGAUAUACUGAAAGCUCCGGCAGAACACGAACUGAAAAGUUGGCCCAAAUCAGGAAAUACAAAAUUUAUCAAACGGACAGUUAAUGAGUGUAAAAUCAUAGAAAACGAGUGUAGACUUAUAGACGAGUGUAAAGUCGUGGACAAUGAGGUUCAAACGGACUUUUAUGAGUAUUUGCAAUUUGAAGAAAUCUUUAAUAAGAUGAACAAUCAGAACGCUAUAAGUACCGAGCUAGCUGAAGCUAACGAGUUUAACCAAAUGAUUAUAGAAACCCUAAAAAGUGACAACAUGAGCUUAAUAACUGAAAAUAAAGAGUUAGACAUGGACAAUAAGGCACUUGCCAUGGAAAAAAAUAGCUUGGAAUUUAGUGUCAAUCUAUUACUCCAGCGCAAUGAAGAGCUGGAGAACGCGAAUUCCACACUAAUUCAACAGAUUGAAAAUCUUGAAGAAGGUUAUUUGAAUUUGUCAGAAACAAACAAAGAAAUAAAUAUACGUAACCGUGAAUUACAAGUCCAUUAUGAGGAUUUAAACUUGCAUUCUCAAAUCUAUAAAAAGGUGCUAGACUGUUCAAAUAUGGAAGCUAAUCUUUUUUUCAAUAAACUGCAAAGUAUUGACAGACUUUGCCGUAAUGCAUCGAGCAAUCGUUUGAGGAAAUUAAUAGUUUCUAUAUUGAACGAAACGAAAUAUCAACCAGGUUGUAUGUCAGUCGCUUUACCUUAG
Messenger RNA from Octopus bimaculoides (California two-spot octopus), 1131 nucleotides. RefSeq lists its product as uncharacterized. Lineage: Eukaryota; Metazoa; Mollusca; Cephalopoda; Octopoda; Octopodidae. Gene Ontology annotation, molecular function: microtubule binding. The record is from RefSeq and is a predicted model, not a curated record.